GCCCUCACGCUCUUAUCCUUCCUGGGGCGCCAACCCCGCCCGCCAGCUUGCUAGCUUGCCUGCCCGGCGCCACGCAAGAAAAGGCGCCAGGAGACGCAGAGCAGCGAGAGGCGUGCGGCCCCGGCCAGCUCCGUCUCCAGGGUUAGCGCCGCGGCCGUGGCGGAGGACGACGGUGACGGUGACGAGGACGAGGGCCGCUCUUCUCGCUCCCUGCUUGCAGCGCGGCUCCACUGACCGGCCCUCGGGAGUGCAGGCGGGCAGGCGGGAUGGAGUGAUAGGGAAGAUGUUUGUGGAUUCUUCUGUGGGAUUAGAGGGCACGCCUAUUGUAAUCAGAAGACUCCAAGUAUAGCAGCGGGAAUGGAUGAACAGGCUCUCCUAGGUCUAAAUCCAAAUGCUGAUUCAGACUUCAGACAAAGGGCCUUGGCCUAUUUUGAACAGUUAAAGAUUUCCCCAGAUGCCUGGCAGGUGUGUGCAGAAGCUCUGGCUCAGAGGACGUACAGUGAUGAUCAUAUUAAGUUUUUCUGCUUUCAAGUACUGGAACAUCAAGUUAAAUACAAAUAUUCAGAACUAACUACUGUUCAACAACAGCUAAUUAGGGAGACGCUCGUAUCUUGGCUUCAAGCUCAGAUGCUGAAUCCACAACCAGAGAAGACCUUCAUACGAAAUAAAGCUGCCCAAGUCUUCGCCUUGCUUUUUGUUACAGAAUAUCUCACUAAAUGGCCCAAGUUUUUUUUUGACAUUCUCUCAGUAGUGGACCUAAAUCCAAGGGGAGUGGAUCUGUACCUCCGAAUUCUUAUGGCGAUUGAUUCAGAGUUGGUGGAUCGUGAUGUGGUUCACACCUCAGAGGAGGCUCGUAGGAAUACUCUCAUAAAGGAUACCAUGAGGGAACAGUGCAUUCCAAACUUGGUGGAAUCAUGGUACCAAAUCCUACAAAAUUAUCAGUAUACCAAUUCAGAAGUGACAUGCCAGUGCCUUGAAGUAGUUGGGGCUUAUGUCUCUUGGAUAGACUUAUCCCUUAUAGCCAAUGAUAGGUUUAUAAAUAUGCUGCUAGGUCAUAUGUCAAUAGAAGUUCUACGGGAAGAAGCCUGUGAUUGUUUAUUUGAAAUUGUAAAUAAAGGAAUGGAUCCUGUUGAUAAAAUGAAACUGGUAGAAUCUUUGUGUCAAGUGUUACAGUCUGCUGGGUUUUUCAGCAUUGACCGGGAAGAAGAUGUUGACUUCCUGGCCAGAUUUUCUAAACUGGUCAAUGGAAUGGGACAGUCAUUGAUAGUUAGCUGGACUAAAUUAAUUAAAAAUGGGGAUAUCAAGAAUGCUCAGGAGGCACUGCAAGCUAUUGAAACAAAGGUGGCGCUGAUGUUGCAGCUCCUAAUUCAUGAGGAUGAUGACAUCUCUUCUAACAUUAUUGGAUUUUGUUACGAUUAUCUUCAUAUUUUGAAACAGCUUACAGUGCUUUCAGAUCAACAAAAAGCUAAUGUAGAGGCAGUCAUGUUGGCCGUUACGAAAAAAUUAACCUAUGAUGAAGAAUAUAACUUUGAAAAUGAGGGUGAAGAUGAAGCCAUGUUUGUAGAAUAUAGAAAACAGCUGAAGUUGUUGUUGGACAGGCUUGCUCAAGUUUCACCAGAGUUGCUGCUGGCUUCUGUCCGCAGAGUGUUCAGUUCUACACUGCAGAAUUGGCAGACUACACGGUUUAUGGAAGUUGAAGUGGCAAUAAGAUUGCUGUAUAUGUUGGCAGAAGCUCUUCCAGUAUCUCAUGGUGCUCACUUCUCAGGUGAUGUUUCAAAAGCUAGUGCUUUGCAGGAUAUGAUGCGAACUCUGGUAACAUCAGGAGUUAGUUCCUAUCAGCACACAUCUGUGACAUUGGAGUUCUUCGAAACUGUUGUUAGAUACGAAAAGUUUUUCACAGUUGAACCUCAGCACAUUCCAUGUGUACUAAUGGCUUUCUUAGAUCACAGGGGUCUGCGGCACUCCAGUGCUAAAGUCCGGAGCAGAACCGCUUACCUAUUCUCCAGAUUUGUUAAAUCUCUCAAUAAACAAAUGAAUCCUUUCAUUGAGGAUAUUCUGAAUAGAAUACAAGAUUUAUUAGAGCUUUCUCCGCCGGAGAAUGGUUACCAGUCUUUGUUGAGCAGCGAUGAUCAAUUAUUUAUCUAUGAGACAGCUGGAGUGCUAAUUGUUAAUAGUGAGUAUCCAGCAGAGCGGAAGCAGGCAUUAAUGAGGAAUCUGUUGACUCCACUCAUGGAGAAGUUUAAAAUUCUGUUAGAAAAAUUGAUGCUGGCACAGGACGAAGAAAGACAGGCAUCUCUAGCAGACUGUCUCAACCAUGCUGUUGGAUUUGCUAGUCGAACCAGCAAAGCUUUCAGCAACAAGCAGACUGUGAAGCAAUGUGGCUGUUCCGAAGUUUACCUGGACUGUUUACAGACGUUCUUGCCAGCUCUCAGUUGUCCCUUACAAAAGGAUAUUCUCAGGAGUGGAGUCCGCACUUUCCUUCAUCGCAUGAUUAUUUGCCUGGAGGAAGAAGUCCUUCCCUUCAUUCCAUCUGCUUCAGAACACAUGCUCAAAGAUUGUGAAGCAAAAGACCUCCAGGAAUUCAUUCCUCUUAUCAACCAGAUUACAGCCAAAUUUAAGAUACAGGUAUCCCCAUUUUUACAACAAAUGUUCAUGCCUCUUCUUCAUGCAAUUUUUGAAGUUUUGCUCCGACCAGCAGAAGAAAACGACCAAUCUGCUGCUUUAGAGAAGCAGAUGUUGCGGAGGAGUUACUUUGCUUUUCUGCAAACAGUCACAGGCAGUGGAAUGAGUGAAGUCAUAGCAAAUCAAGGUGCAGAGAAUGUAGAACGAGUGCUGGUUACUGUUAUUCAAGGAGCAGUAGAAUAUCCAGAUCCCAUUGCUCAGAAAACAUGUUUUAUUAUCCUUUCCAAGUUGGUAGAACUCUGGGGAGGUAAAGAUGGACCAGUGGGAUUUGCUGAUUUUGUUUAUAAGCACAUUGUCCCUGCAUGUUUCCUAGCACCUUUAAAACAAACCUUUGAUCUGGCAGAUGCACAAACAGUAUUGGCUUUAUCUGAGUGUGCGGUGACACUGAAAACAAUUCAUCUCAAACGGGGCCCAGAAUGUGUUCAGUAUCUUCAACAGGAAUACCUGCCUUCCUUGCAAGUAGCUCCAGAGAUAAUUCAGGAGUUUUGUCAAGCACUUCAGCAGCCUGAUGCUAAAGUUUUUAAAAACUACUUAAAGGUGUUCUUCCAGAGAGCAAAGCCCUGAGGACUAGAGCUCCCCGUGCCUACUUCAUGAUCAAGAAUUCCAGUUAAUAAUUUAUAAGAAAACAAUUUUUUGUGUGCUGUUCACCCUGGUCUUUUUAACACUGCUUUGAGCUUAUUGCAGUAUAUGUAUUGGGAUUUUUUUCUGUAAAAUGGGUGUAAUUUCCCCUAAAUUACAGGUAUGUGACAACAUAGAGAAGUUGCAUGCCGAUUAAAUCGUUCUGUAUAAAAAUGCUGUUGUAAGAUACAGCAGAGUUAUCCUAGUACCUUUUUUUUUUAACUUGAAACUUUUAAGUCCUUUAUAAAGACCAUAGCAAGAAAACAGUGUAUUUCUUUUUCAUUACUGAAUAUAAAAUGUUUGAAAAUUUAAAUUUUUGUUUUAUGUGUGCAGACUCAUAAACUGUUUCAUUUAUGUGUGCAGACUCAUAAAAAAGUGGGGGGAAUAAAAUCAAAAUUAACUUUUUUGUAGAUAGCUAUUACAUUUCCUUAAACUGUUUAAUGCCAAUGUGUAUUCUACAAAACAGAACGGUUUCAUAAAUUAACUGAUUGAAGAGU
Molecule: messenger RNA, 3797 nt
Organism: Budorcas taxicolor (takin)
Lineage: Eukaryota; Metazoa; Chordata; Mammalia; Artiodactyla; Bovidae
Gene: XPOT
Product: exportin for tRNA
Exons: 25
Coding region: 358-3246 (962 amino acids)
Biological process (GO): tRNA re-export from nucleus; intracellular protein transport
Cellular component (GO): nuclear matrix; cytoplasm; nuclear pore
Molecular function (GO): small GTPase binding; tRNA binding
Source: RefSeq, a predicted model, not a curated record